Molecule: messenger RNA, 1966 nt
Organism: Arachis ipaensis
Lineage: Eukaryota; Viridiplantae; Streptophyta; Magnoliopsida; Fabales; Fabaceae
Product: sugar transport protein 5-like
Biological process (GO): monosaccharide transmembrane transport
Cellular component (GO): membrane
Molecular function (GO): monosaccharide transmembrane transporter activity
Source: RefSeq, a predicted model, not a curated record
AAAUCCCAUUUAAGUAUUUAACAUUUAAUAGCAUUGGGACAAGUGACAAUUUAUGCACAAUAAAGAGAAAGUAAUAAAGUCGCAUGCGCGCCUCACCCUCUAUAUAUACAGUUUCUUUCUGCACUUAUUGAAAGCCUUAGACAAGAGUAGAGAAGUAGAUAAACGAAAUAUAUUAAUGGCAGCAGGGGGAUUCGCCAUUGAUGCUUCGGCUAACGGAUUCGAUGGUAGGAUCACAUUCUCCGUUGUCAUCACUUGUAUUGUUGCUGCAUCCGGUGGACUCAUUUUUGGAUAUGACAUUGGGAUUUCGGGAGGUGUAACAACUAUGAGACCGUUUCUUGAAAAAUUCUUUCCAGCAAUACUUAGAAAAGCUGCUAGUGCGGAAACAAACGUAUACUGCGUGUAUGAUAGUCAAGUAUUGACAUUGUUCACGUCCUCCCUCUACCUGGCGGGGCUGGUGUCGUCUCUUCUAGCUAGCCGAGUCACCACGGCAUUGGGCCGGAGAAACACCAUGAUCUUGGGUGGUUGUAUCUUCUUCGCCGGUGGGGUCAUUAAUGGUAGCGCUGAAAAUAUCGUCAUGCUCAUAUUGGGUCGCAUCUUGUUAGGCUUUGGAGUUGGUUUUACUAAUCAAGCCACUCCAGUGUACCUGUCUGAAAUUGCACCACCUAAAUGGCGAGGUGCCUUCAACACAGGCUUCCAAUUCUUCAUCGGAGUCGGCGUGGUGGCCGCGAACCUUAUAAACUACUUCACAGCAAACCACUCGUGGGGCUGGCGACUCUCUCUCGGCCUCGCCGCCGUCCCAGCCACCUUCAUGACUGUCGGAGCAUUCCUCAUCCCCGACACCCCGAGCAGCUUAGUAGAACGUGGCAAAAUAGACCAAGCACGACAAGCGUUACAGAAAGUAAGAGGCCACACAACAAAUGUGGGACCCGAACUAGAAGAACUGAUUCGGUUUUCGAAAACCGCCAUGAUGGAUCAAGAGAGAUUCGUAACCAUAUUUGAGAGGCAGUAUAGGCCUCAGCUGGUUAUGGCUUUUGCUGUGCCAUUGUCUCAGCAACUUACUGGGAUCAAUAUCGUUGCAUUCUAUGCGCCUAAUUUGUUUCAGUCUGUGGGAUUUGGUAACCGCUCCGCUUUGCUUUCAGCUGUUAUAUUGGGACUCGUCAACCUUGGUUCCAUACUGGUGUCUGCUUCCAUUGUUGACCGAUUUGGUCGCAGAUUCUUGUUCAUUGCUGGUGGUAUUCAAAUGCUUCUCUGCAUGACUGCAGUGGGUGUGGUGUUAGCACUAGUGAGUGGCGUUGAAGGCACAGAAAGCAUUUCGAAGGGGAACACUAUACUCAUAUUGGUGCUGCUCUGCUUCUACGCCGCAGGAUUCGGUUGGUCAUGGGGCCCCCUCUGCUGGCUGAUUCCUAGUGAGAUCUUCCCCUUAAAGAUCAGGUCUCCUGGCCAAAGCAUUGCCGUUGCAGUUCAGUUAUUAACGGUCUUUAUUUUAUCCCAAACGUUCUUGAGAAUGCUAUGUCACUUUAAGUUUGGGACGUUCCUGUUCUAUGCGGCUUGGAUUGCACUGAUUACUAUCUUCAUUAUUCUGUUCAUGCCUGAGACCAAGGGGAUUCCGUUGGAUUCCAUGUAUAUCAUAUGGGGAAAACAUUGGUAUUGGCGUCGGUUCGUUGUUGAACCACAAGUUAAUCAAUAAAAUCUUCCAUGAAUUGCAGGGUCAUGCUACUGUAAAGAAUAAAAUUUUGGUGAAAAAUAAAGAUGGCUUCUUUUAGUAGAAGAAGCUCCAAGCAAAAAUUUUAUGAUUUGCAUUGUAUAUAUUCUUUAAAAAUUUAACAAAAAUCUUCAUUCUCCAUCAAAUUGUACUCAUCACUAAAGAAAUUUCCUAAAACAGAGAAUAAAACUCCCGUUGGGUUGCCUUUGAUUUGUGAUAUUAUUUUGUAAGCCGGGAAUAAUGUUUGAUUUAUUGACUCUUCUU